AUUUCCCGUUGGUGGAGUAUCUCGAUGCCCUCGACAACGUGCUCCUACCCUUUCGCCUCACCCGUGAUCUAAGGCUCGAUCAAGACGCCCGCCGCCGAGCCCGAGAUCUCUUGGCCGAGCUGGGAUUGGCCGGUUACGAGCACCGCCGACCCGUCGAGCUCUCUCAAGGUGAGCGCCAACGCUUGGCCAUCGCCAGGGCGCUGGUCACCGAGCCCUCCCUAUUGCUGGCGGACGAGCCGACCGCCGGUCUCGAUCCUCAACGUUCUCAGCAAAUCCUGGAUCUGCUGGAAGCGGUCAGCUCCCUACGUCGGCUGACUCUGGUUCUGGUGAGCCACGAGCCGGCUGUGCUGGAACGAUUCAGUCGCCGGCUCGACGUUCAAGAGCUCACCACCAAGAGCCCGGAGUAG
This is a messenger RNA of Exaiptasia diaphana, 407 nucleotides long. Its product is annotated as lipoprotein-releasing system ATP-binding protein LolD-like. Gene Ontology annotation, cellular component: plasma membrane. Gene Ontology annotation, molecular function: ATP binding; ATP hydrolysis activity; transmembrane transporter activity. The transcript has a single exon. The record is from RefSeq and is a predicted model, not a curated record. Lineage: Eukaryota; Metazoa; Cnidaria; Anthozoa; Actiniaria; Aiptasiidae. Gene Ontology annotation, biological process: transmembrane transport. The annotation marks the transcript as partial.